GCCUCUAGAGGGCAGUAUGCCAUCACAUGAGCAGCAAAUUAAUGAAGAAUUGUGUUUUGGUUCGUCGAUAAUUUUAGAGUGUUUUAAUUUGCAAAAUGUCGUAUUCUAAAAUAUUAGAAGAAAGCACCGAAGAAAAUAGUGAAAUUGGCAAUGCAUCGUACGGCUUACCACCAACUAAUAAGUUUGACCAGGAAGCAAACGAGGUCAGAAAGAAUAGGGUCAAUUGGCAGUCAUAUGUUCAGAGCCAAAUGAUUACACAAGAAGAAUUUGAAUUCAUAGUGCAAUAUAACAACCAGACAAGCGAGAGACGAGAUGAGGUGAUUAAGCAAAGAGGUGCUGCUUGUGCUAAGAUAUUCCUAAGUUUGAUCAAUCACAUUGCCCGUGAACAUACCGUUCGUUACCUGCUCACUCUGAUUGAUGAUCUUCUUAAAGAGAAACCAGAACGUGCAAGUAUAUUCUUUGAGAAUGCUAAAAAGUCAAAGGGCAAAACUACAGCAUGGUCUCAAUUCCUUAAUAUGCUUAACAGAGAGGAUAAAUACACCAUUAAUCAGGCAUCAAGGGUGAUAACAAAGCUUGCAUGCUGCACACGUGAACGGAUGAGUGGAAAUGAUUUGAAAUUCUACCUGAGUUGGAUCCGAUCACAACUGACAUUCACAGGAAAUGAAUACAUGCAGACAACGGCGCUAUGCCUGCAACAGAUGUUGAAACACAACGAAUAUCGAGUAGCAUUCGUAGAAAACGAUGGACUUGUCACGCUACUGAAUGUUUUGUCAGGUAAAGUAAGCUUCCAGUUACAAUAUCAACUCACGUUCUGUAUCUGGAUGCUCUCCUUCAACCCUGACCUCUGUGGCCAAAUUAACAAACAUAAUGUUAUACCAGUACUUGCUGAUAUCUUAACAGAGACAACCAAGGAAAAGGUUAGCCGCAUAAUUCUUGCUGUUUUUAGGAAUCUAGCUGAGAACCCAACAGAAAAAGAAAUCAAGGCAGAGAAUGCCUUGUCAAUGAUUCAGUGUAAGGUGCUAAAACAGUUAGAGGUUCUUGAAGGCCAGAAGAUUGAAGAUGAAGACAUCAUCGAUGACAUUGAAUUUCUCAUUAAGAAACUACAGAUGAGUGUCCAGGACCUGAGUUCCUUCGAUGAAUACUCUUCUGAGGUCAAGUCUGGACGCCUUGAAUGGAGUCCUGUCCACAAGAGUGAAAAAUUCUGGAGAGAGAAUUCUAGCAGGCUAAAUGAAAAGAACUAUGAGCUAUUGAAGAUACUUACAAAACUUCUAGAAACUUCUAAGGAUCCCCUCAUUCUGGCUGUCAGUGCUCAUGAUCUUGGGGAAUAUGUCCGGCAUUAUCCACGAGGAAAAAAUGUGAUAGAGCAACUGGGUGGCAAACAGCUUGUAAUGCAGUAUAUGAUUCAUGAAGAUCCUAAUGUACGCUACGAGGCACUGCUAGCUGUACAGAAAUUAAUGGUUCACAAUUGGGAAAUGCUUGCAAAAAGUAUAUAGAGGUGAAUCAACUUACUUUAAUCUGUAGAGGGAAUAUUUAGGAAAAACAUUACAGCAGGGCACAAGCUAAGAAGACGGGAAUGAAGUCGUCAAAGAAGCAUUUAGAUAAAUCUACAACAUAAGUUAAUGUGUCAGUGGCCAUCAGUGUAACUGUAGCUUUAUGUACAUUUUACUUAGCCUUGUACUCGUGAAUAAAGUUGUGUUAAGUUGAUCAAAAUUUACCUUUUUGAACCUAGCAUAUCAUCAACACAAAAUCUGCAGUUAUUAUGAUAUGGCUAUAUUUAUGGUGACAUAAAAAAUGUGAUGAAACUAUAUAAACAUGUGGAUCACUGUGGUUGAACCUUUUUUGUGAAGUGAUGAUUGGUGGGUCUGAUCUGGCUCUUUCUUCUUUAUGUCAAUGUGAAUAUAUCCAUGUCAUUAUAAUAAACAUUUAUUCUUUAUUCAUUUUAUACUAUAUUUUAAAAUGCAGUACUCUAUCAAUCAAUCUUUCAUUCCAUGUAUAUGGUGCCAUUCAAAAAAGAGAGUCUUGAGUAGUGCAUCUGGCAUUCUCUAGCAAAUUUCUGUUUACUAAAGGUACUGUACCCUUUCUCAGAGUGGAUUGUCUAUGCGACGUCAUUUUCCAUAAUUGAUUAGCUGCGUCUGAAGAUAAUGACAAUGUACCCUGGCAUUUUGGUGAUAGUUUGUCUUCUCUUCUGUGAUUGGAUUUAAUUAAAAAUGGUUCGAAAUGAAAAUUGUGGCAUAUACCUUGAGUUUCUGAAGCAUUGUCUACACUCACAUUUUAUGUGACAGAUUUGUGUGAUAGGCCCAUACUGUAUUUGAGCAUCAUGAUGCCAUAUUACACCAAAAUAUGGGCAUAUUACAGUUUUCUGUCGCAUACAAUUUGAUAGUGUGGAAAAAGCAAUACAUUGCAGAAAAAAACAUGUCUACAUUUUGUAAUGUGAAUCAGUCUUUAAGAAACUAAAUAUAUUGUAAACCCUAGCAAGUCUGUAUGUAAAUGUUAUUUUUUUUUAAACUCAUUCGAGUGGCUUUAUAAGAUGUUUUGUUAUUGAUGUUUGUGAAGCAUUGGUAAAAUAUCAGAUAAAAUAUUAAUUAUAUAUUACAUUAAAGCUAUAAAGAUGUGUAUCAAAAUACGAUAUAAAGAUAAAUGUUUUAAUUAAUAUAACAAAUUUAUUGUAUUAAAUUUAUAUUAUUGUGAAAUUUAGUGGAAGCUUUGGUUAUCAUCAGUAUUAAAGAACUGUAAUGUGAAAAUUAGUUUUUUUUUAAAUUUUGGGAUAUAGUAAAAAAGCAGAUACAUUACAAAGCAGGAAAGUUGAAUAUCAUUUCUUAGGUUCUAUUGUAUGUUGGUAUACAAAUAAUAUACUGUUGGGGUUUUAUUUAGGAACCUGCUGUAUCAGUAAUAUAAUAUAUAAUGUUUAUAUAAAUUAAGGGUAGGCAUACAUCUAUCAUAGGAUUAGUGUUGAUCUGUUGUAUAGAUUAUUGGUGAAUAAAUUGGUAAAUAUAUUAUGAACAAA
Messenger RNA from Anneissia japonica, 3004 nucleotides. Its product is annotated as V-type proton ATPase subunit H-like. Bases 96 to 1493 code for a protein of 465 amino acids. The record is from RefSeq and is a predicted model, not a curated record. The transcript has 12 exons. NCBI's taxonomy places the organism in Eukaryota, Metazoa, Echinodermata, Crinoidea, Comatulida, Comatulidae. Gene Ontology annotation, cellular component: vacuolar proton-transporting V-type ATPase, V1 domain; lysosomal membrane. Gene Ontology annotation, molecular function: protein binding; proton-transporting ATPase activity, rotational mechanism. Gene Ontology annotation, biological process: proton transmembrane transport.